AUGUCGACGCUUGAAGAGAAACAGUAUGGCGAUUCGGGCGACCGUCUCCCCGAAUCGCCUCGCACGGCCAGCUCUGGCCCUGUCGACAGCCAGGCCGACGGUCGAAUCGACUCGGCGGCCGAGCGCAGGCUGGUUCGGAAGCUCGAUCUCGCCAUCUUUCCCACCUUCUUCGUCAUCUACAUGAUGUCCUUUCUCGACCGCAUCAACAUCAGCAAUGCCCGCAUCCAGGGCAUGGAAAAGGAGUUGGCGCUUGACCAAGGGAAUCGCUUCAAUGUUGUCCUCUUUGUCUAUUUCAUCUCCUAUAUCCUUCUCGAGGUUCCGUCCAAUAUGGUGAUGAAAAAGGUCCGGCCGUCAUUGUACAUUUCGUCUCUCAUGUUCGUCUGGGGCAUCGUCAACAUGUGCAUGGGAUUCGUUCAUUCAUACCAAGCUCUCGUUGCCCUUCGCUUCUUGCUCGGCGUCUUCGAGGCCGGCGUCCUGCCCGGCAUCAUCUAUGUCACCUCCAUGUACUACAAACGUCACGAGUACCAGAAGCGCAUGUCCUUUUUCUUCUGCAGCACCGUCGUCGCCGGCGCCUUUGGCGGCCUUUUGGCCUAUGCCAUCUCCGGUGCGGCCCGAAGGUACGGGGUUCCGCACGCGGCGUGGCGCUGGAUCUUCGUCGUCGAGGGUGGCAUGACUUCGGCGCUCGCCUUGCUGGCUGCCUUUCUCAUCAUUGACUGGCCCGAGCAGACCAAGUUCCUCAACGCGGCCGAGAAGGAGUUGCUUCGUCGCCGUCUGGCGGCCGACGGCGGUGAUGCGUGUCGCAUGGACACGCUGAACAAGGCAUCCUUCAAGCUCGUCUACACCGACUACAAGAUUUGGCUCGCCGCCACCGUCUACAUGGGCGUCGGCGUAGCUGGCCUGUCCGGAACCUUCUUCCUGCCCACCAUCCUCUUGGAGUUCAGCUGGAAGGCGGAAGAGGCCCAGGUGCGCACCAUCCCCAUCUAUGUCUUUGCCGGCGGCAUGAUGCUCUUCGCCGCCUGGGCGUCCGAUAAGCUCAAGCAUCGCGUCGGCUUCAUCCUCACCGGCGUUUGCAUAAACAGCAUCGGAUACGGCAUGUUGCUCGCCCAGAAGGGCAAGUCUCGCGACUUCAAGUUCGCCGCCGUCUUUUUCGUUUUUGGGGGCGCCUACAUGAUCACCCCGAUGGCCCUCGCCUGGCUCCAGAACAACAUCUCGGGGCACUGGAAGCGGUCCUUUGGGUCGUCGAUCCAGGUCAUGAUUGGAAACUUGGCCGGCAUCAUUGGCAGCUUCAUCUUCAUCAAGAAGGAAAGCCCACACUACCCGACGGGCUACGGCGUUGCGCUCACCAUGAUGUGGGUGGGAGGACUUGCCGCCCUUCUCAUGGCCGGCCUCAUGUGGAGGGAGAACAAAAAAAGGGACGCGGGCGAGCGCGACGACCGACUGAACCUGCCAGAGGAUGUCAGGAAUAACCUCGGUGACUACCACCCCAGCUUUAGGUUCACUCUGUAG
Drechmeria coniospora is the source of this 1506-nucleotide messenger RNA. RefSeq lists its product as uncharacterized. The transcript is spliced from 2 exons. The record is from RefSeq and is a predicted model, not a curated record. NCBI's taxonomy places the organism in Eukaryota, Fungi, Ascomycota, Sordariomycetes, Hypocreales, Ophiocordycipitaceae. Gene Ontology annotation, cellular component: membrane. Gene Ontology annotation, biological process: transmembrane transport. Gene Ontology annotation, molecular function: transmembrane transporter activity. The coding region runs from base 1 to 1506 and encodes 501 amino acids.